Messenger RNA from Jaminaea rosea, 1260 nucleotides. RefSeq names its product Thioesterase/thiol ester dehydrase-isomerase. The record is from RefSeq and is a predicted model, not a curated record. Lineage: Eukaryota; Fungi; Basidiomycota; Exobasidiomycetes; Microstromatales. The transcript is spliced from 2 exons. Bases 50 to 1099 code for a protein of 349 amino acids.
UGUUGCACUUCUUCCCUCCUCAUCCCAUCAUCAUCCAGGGCAUCCAAAUAUGUCUCUAUCUGCUGGAAGGACGCUUCGAGUCAGGCCGGAAAAUCUGCUCCGCAUAGAUCCCUCUUCUUCUUCUUCAGCAACCACUCGUCCUGCUCUUCUUCAACGUCAUGCCCUCAAUGCUCCGCUUGCCAGGACUCUUUCGACCUCGGCAGAUGCUCCUCGUCGGCCACGAUCUGGUCUCGCAACUGCCCUCGUCAUCGGCAUCGUAGGCGCCGGCGCCUAUAUCGCCGGGUCCAUCUAUCCUCCCACGAUAGUCACAAUGGUUCACCCCCGCGAGGCUCCCGCAGCUCCCGGCUCAGACACAGAGGAAGGUCGUGCACAUACAGCCAACAUAGAAGAGCAGCUCAUGGCCCUGUCCCAGGUCCAAGCCCUCAUGGCCUCGAAUAGUCCGAUAGAGGUGGAAACCCGCUCUCCUCCUAAUGGUACCUCAAGUUCAGCAGAUGGCUCGAAUCCCAGUACACAAGUUCCGUCCCUUGAGACCACACCCACGCACCACCCGCACUUCAUUGCCUCGCGACCUUACAGGAAUUACCCUCCCUCCAAGCUCCUCCACUCACUCACAGCCGGCACCCUCCGCGGACCUGGGCGCUUUGCUGUUGCUCCCCUAGUGCUAGCCAAGACAACCACGGGCGCACAAGCAUUGGGCGGUAAUGAAGGGGACUGUCAUGUCUUUGUUCACUUGGGUCGCUCGCUCUGCGGGCACGAUGGGAUUGUUCAUGGGGGGCUACUGGCCACUCUCUGCGACGAGGCGUUGGCACGUACGGCCUUCGUCAGCCUGCCCGCGCACGUAGGCGUCACAGCUAGGCUAGAGGUGGACUAUAAAGCUCCCACGAUGGCGGACCAAUUUGUGGUGCUCAAGACCGAGCUCGUCGAAGCGGAAGGCAGGAAAGCAGUCGUCAAGGGAACACUGAUGGAUAUGGGAGGCAAGACGCUCGUGAAGGCGAGGGCAAUCUUUGUUCAGCCCAAGUUUGCGCAUCUGCUGGAUACGAGCUUGGUCAAGAGCGCGAUGGAUGCGGAUGUUGGGGCUGAGAAAGCCAAGAGAGCGUAGGAAGGUGUCGUCGGACGAAGGCAAAUGGGGUUGGAGCAGCCGCCGCCUCGCUAGACUAUCGUAAUAGACUGCACGUAAUAUGCUUGGUGACUCUGCUCUCGCGCUGAGCUUGAGCCUCGAUCGUAUCAUGCUGCCCCUUCUGAGCGAGCGCUUGGCUCCUG